UUAAGAUAAGAAAAGUGCAAACCAACUCAGUAAUGACAAACAAGGCAGUCUUGUGAAAUGGAGAUGAUAACGAUCAAGGUUUAGUACAUUUUGUGCUUGAAAUAUUUCAUGAUUCUGCUCUACCCAAGGGAGGAGCUGUUUACAUUGCUAGCAGCUAAAGGCAGUUCUGCUAAUUAGGAGAUACACACAGACAAAGAAACAGGACAGGAAACAUUUUGUCAGGACACUGGCAAGGAGGACACCAUUUGUUUUAAAGUCAUGGAGCUACUAGCUGUUUUUCUCCAGUCCUCCAGUUCCGUCUCCCUGCUGGGGACUCUGGUGGUUCUGCUUCUUCUCUACAUCAUGUCCUCCUCCAGAUCCAAAACUCAGGAAGACAGGAAGGAUCCUCCUGGACCAAAACCGCUUCCUCUCCUCGGUAACCUGCUGCAACUGGACCUAGAGAAACCAUACAACACAUUUGUGAAGCUUUCCAAGAAAUAUGUGUCAGUGUUCACUGUCUAUUUGGGAACCAAGAAAGUGGUGAUCCUGGCAGGAUACAAGACAGUGAAGGAGGCACUUGUCAACCAUGCUGAAGCGUUUGGAGACAGAGAUGAACUCCAAAUUGUAAAAGACAAUCAUG
Messenger RNA from Monopterus albus (swamp eel), 619 nucleotides. RefSeq names its product cytochrome P450 2K1-like. Gene Ontology annotation, biological process: hormone biosynthetic process; progesterone metabolic process. The record is from RefSeq and is a predicted model, not a curated record. The transcript is spliced from 2 exons. NCBI's taxonomy places the organism in Eukaryota, Metazoa, Chordata, Actinopteri, Synbranchiformes, Synbranchidae. The annotation marks the transcript as partial. Gene Ontology annotation, molecular function: iron ion binding; steroid 17-alpha-monooxygenase activity; heme binding.